UCCUUUAAAUGGCACAGGCACUCCUCCUUCCCCCUGAGUAUUAACUUUUAAUUCAUCUGAUACGAGGCAAACGCGUUGAAGAUAUGUCUCUCCAGUGUCAAUGGCUCCGUAUGUGCGCACUGGUAGUUGCUUUCUUGGGGUUUGCGACGACUGAAGCUGCAGUCGGUGGGAGGAUGCCAGGCUACAGCAUUCCCACCAUUGUCGUUGACCAGUCGGGCCGAGGUAAUUUCACCACCAUCCAGGCUGCCAUUGAUGCUGUUCCCUGGGGCAAUUCUCGCUGGAUUUGUAUCUUUGUCAAGUCCGGACUUUACAAAGAGAAGGUGUCGAUCCCAAGGGAGAAAGGGUUCAUCUACCUCAAGGGAGAGGGAAGGAGAAAAGCCAAUGUGGUAUGGUCUGAUCACGACUCUAUAGCGCAGAGCCCCACCUUCACCUCCUGGGCUGACAAUGUCUUUGCUAGAAGCAUCAGCUUCACGAACUCAUAUAACCUUCCGAUGUCACAAAACGGUAACCCACGAGCGCCAGCGGUGGCGGCUAUGAUUGCCGGUGACAAGUCCUCAUUCUACCGUUGUAGUUUCUUCGGGGUGCAAGACACCUUGUGGGAUUUCGAAGGCAGGCAUUACUUCAAGAGCUGCACCAUCGUCGGCGCUGUCGAUUUCAUCUUUGGCAGCGGCCAAUCCAUUUAUGACGGAUGUACCGUAGCGGUGACAACGGCAGCUUUAGGGCCUGGCGUACCAGGAUACAUAACAGCACAGGGAAGAAGCAGUCCGGAACAAAGCAACGGGUUCGUCUUCAAAAACUGCAGAGUGGUGGGCAAUGGGCUGACGUACCUGGGACGGCCAUGGAGAGGAUAUGCCAGGGUGAUAUUCUACAGUACUUAUAUGAGCAACAUCAUAGUUCCUCAAGGAUGGAAUGCUUGGUACACCUCUUCCCGAGAGUACCAAUUGACUUUUGUUGAGUACAACUGCACGGGAUUGGGAGCAGACACUUCACGGCGCGUAAAAUGGUUAUCAAGGCUGAGCACGGACGUGCUGUACAGGCUAACCAGGUUGGACUACAUUGAUUCGGAUGGUUGGCUGAUGAGCCAACCUCAUAGCAGCACUAUUCUUGCUUAGACUGAAUUUGUCUGACCCAUGCAUGAUGCAUAUUGCUUCUUUCUUUCUUUUCAUUACUCUCCCUAAACAAACUAAGAAGCUUUUUUAACAUUUUUAUUGUUUGGCAACAUUUCAAACGACAAACCUUAUUGCAUGGUUGCUGGCACACAGAUUUGGUUUGUACUCUCAGCGAAGAUAUCUCAAAUUAUCAAAAUAAGGAAUUGUAAAAGUUCCCAGCUUAAUCGGCAACUGUACUGUAGA
Molecule: messenger RNA, 1352 nt
Organism: Malania oleifera
Lineage: Eukaryota; Viridiplantae; Streptophyta; Magnoliopsida; Santalales; Ximeniaceae
Product: probable pectinesterase 29
Exons: 5
Coding region: 84-1112 (342 amino acids)
Biological process (GO): cell wall modification
Molecular function (GO): pectinesterase activity
Source: RefSeq, a predicted model, not a curated record